Phytophthora infestans T30-4 is the source of this 939-nucleotide messenger RNA. RefSeq names its product exosome complex exonuclease RRP43, putative. Gene Ontology annotation, cellular component: nuclear exosome (RNase complex); cytoplasmic exosome (RNase complex). Gene Ontology annotation, biological process: nuclear mRNA surveillance; exonucleolytic trimming to generate mature 3'-end of 5.8S rRNA from tricistronic rRNA transcript (SSU-rRNA, 5.8S rRNA, LSU-rRNA); nuclear polyadenylation-dependent rRNA catabolic process. The coding region runs from base 26 to 877 and encodes 283 amino acids. The transcript is spliced from 4 exons. Lineage: Eukaryota; Oomycota; Peronosporomycetes; Peronosporales; Peronosporaceae. The record is from RefSeq and is a predicted model, not a curated record.
CCAUCAUUGGCGCAAGUGGGCGAAUAUGGCGACCACUACCGGCACUGAGGUGGCGUUGUCCUUCAACACCGACAUGUACAAGAAGCUUUUCCCGGCAGAAUACAUGCGCAAAUGCUUGGCGAACAAGGUGCGACCAGACACGCGCACCAUCGAAGCCACACGCGCCGUGCAGUUGCAGACAGACGUGAUCCAAACUGCAGCCAGCUCAAGCCUCGUCAAGCUCGGCAAGACGUCGGUGCUAACGGCAAUCAAGCUGGCAGUAGGCACGCCGGCGGUUGCUACACCCGACCAAGGAGAACUCGCCAUCCAAGUCCACUUGUCACCGCUGUGCUCAAACCGGUUCACGGUCGGCCGGCCAUCAGAGGAGGCGCAAAGCAUCGGUAGCCAACUCACAAGAGUAAUCGCUGGCUCGCGUGUGGUGGAGAUGGAGAGCUUAAGCAUUGUCAAGGGCCAGUCAGCAUGGAAGCUUAUGGUGGACGUGUACGGUGUGGAUCAUGAUGGCAACGUGCUGGACGCCGCGCUUACGUCGAUCAUUGCGGCGCUGAAAACGUUGAAGCUGCCGGCUACAUCCGUCAAUGAAGUGGACAAUGUGGUCUCGAUCGUGCCAGACGGUGAUGCCACACCACUGCGUGUGGAGCACGGUGCGUACGCGACUUCGUUCGCGAUGGUGGACGAUGUUGUGCUGAUCGACCCGACCAGCGCCGAGGAGGGCCUGUCUAGCGCCGUUUUCAGUCUCUCGUACAGUACCGACGGCCAGCUCUGUGGUGUGCACAAGGCCGGUGGCUCGAUCGUGGCGCCUAGUGUGAUGCAGCAAUGUAUGACGAUCGCCAAACGGAACACCAAGGAGCUGGCCAAGCUUGUGGACGCUUCAACUUAGUAAAACACUAACACCCUAUCGAAUAGCAUUACGUACCGAUAAACCAGCAGCAUUUACCUAUG